AUGUUAAUAUUGAAGUUACUGACAGCAAUACUGCUCCUCACCUUUAUACAAUCAGUAGAAGAAGAGGAUAUUCGGGCAGGUUGCAGUACAGCUGUGAAUGAUCUUGUGUACAUCAUUGUUGGAUCCUAGAGUGUGGGCAAUGAGGACUUCAACAGAGCCAAAUGCUGGUUGGCCAAUGUCACCAGUGGAAUCGAUGUGAGUGCCCACUACACCCAGGUGGGAGUGGUGCAGUACAGUGACACACCUCGCCUGGAGAUCCCACUUGGCCUGCACCAGACCACACACGAGCUCAUUAGGGCCAUCCGGGGCAUCAGCUACCUAGGUGGCAACACGCAAACAGGCCGAGCCAUCAAGUUUGGUGUCGACCAUAUGUUUGCCUCUUCCCAGCGUGGUGGCUCCGUUAAGAAUCGCAUUGGAGUAGUAGUGACAGACGGAAAAUCUCAGGACGACGUGGUGGAUGUCAGUGUGGAGGCCUGAGCUCAGGGCAUCAUCACGUUCGCAGUUGGGGUGGGCUUAGAGAUCACCACCUUGGAGUUGGUAGCCAUUGCGAACAAGUCGUCCAGUGACUAUGUGCUAUAUGCGGAGGACUACACUACCAUUGAUCGCAUACGCGAAUCCAUGCAGCAGAAAUUGUGUGAGGAGUCUGUUUGUCCCACACAUAUUCCUGUAGCCUCACGGGAUGAGAAAGGCUUUGAGUUGAUCCUGGGGAUGAGGAUCCAUACAAAGGCCAAAAAGAUCCAGGGCUCCCUGAUGUCAGAGACAGCCUACCUGCUGAACAAAGGCAUAGACAUUACUGAAAAAACAAGGGAGAUCUUCCCAGAGGGCCUCCCCCUAUCCUACGCAUUUGUGGCCACACUGAGGCUGACGGGUGCUGUGAGCAAGGAGAGGGUUGACCUGUGGAGAGUGCUUUCUAAUGAUCAACAUAUUCAAGUUGCUGUGACACUACAUGGCCAGGACAGAUCUGCCACUUUCAUCACCACAAACACAGCAGAUGGAGAGCAAAGAGUCACGAUGAAAGCACAAGGCAUUCAGGUUUGACUCUUUGAUGGAACUUGGCAUCAGCUGAAACUCCUGGUUCGGCCGAGACAGGUCUCCUGCUUUGUGGAUGAUCAGAUUAUUCAGGAAAAUGAUCUGGAGCCAGUUGUUCCCAUUUACAUCAAUGGCAAGACCCAGAUCGCCAAGCGCUACAGUGCUGAGGCCACAGUUCCUAUAGAAGUCCAAAAACUGAGGCUCUAUUGCGACCCAAUGCAAAGUGAGAGGGAGACUGCAUGUGAGAUCUUGUCUGUGGAUGAUGAGAGGUGUCCCCCUCAUCGGGAGUCACCUAUGGACAUGGAGGAAGCAUGUGAUUGUGGCUGGGGUGUAAAUGGCCAGGAUGGACACCCAGACCCUGUUGGUAAGCCUGGUAUCAGAGGUGAGCAAGGAAUGCCAGGAGAUCCUGGUAAAACAGGGGAGAAUGGUAAACCUGGUUUACCUGGGCUUAAAGGUGAUCCAGGAAUAAAAGGCAGCAAAGGGGACAGAGGACAACAAGGGUUGCCAGGGAAACCAGGCUUACCAGAACCCAAGUCCUGGAUUUCUUAUCCACAAGGGGAUCCAGGGAUACCUGGUAUUAUGGGAAGAGUUGGCCCAGUCGGACCAAAGGGUGAUAAAGGAGACACUGGGUUGCCAGGCACAGAUGGACCACAAGGAGUGCCAGGUAUUUAUGGACUUCCUGGUGAAGUGGGGCCAGAAGGACCUCAGGGGGCCAAGGGACCACCUGGACAGAAAGGAACUCCUGAACCUAGAGGACCUCCAGUAAUGUCUGUUUUAAUCCUUUGGGGCAUUCAGGGACCCCCAGGUCACACUGGAGCAGAUGGACAAAUUGGCCCCAAGGGUAGUCCAGGAGAAACUGGGGAGGCUGGUCUUCCAGGUGCACCAGAGCAAAAUGGCCCACAGGGUGAACCAGGCUUUCCUGGAUUACAAGGUGCACUGGGUUUUCCUGGAUUUAAAGGACAUAAAGGGGCAAUAGGAGAACCUGGUCCAAAAGGCACUCAGGGUGAAAGAGGCAGUGAGGGAGCACCUGGGGUGCCUGGCCUAUCAGGUGAAGCUGGACCCAGGGGAUGCAAAGGAGAGAAAGGUAUUUUGGGAGAACCAGGGGCUAGAGGUCCUCAAGGGAACAAAGGUGAUACAGAACCAACAGGAUCAGCUGGGUCUCGCGGCUCUCCUGGGCAAGAUGGCUUACAAGGACAACCUGGUGUUCCAGGCUAUCCUGGGAAACCUGGGAAGUCUCCUUCUGAUGAAUACCUGAAAAACUGUUUAGACAUACUGAGAUAUCAGCUACCCCAGCUUCUGCAAACAAUGACUCCUCAAAGCUGUGAGCCUUGUGAGACAGUAAAAGGGCCCCCAGGACAACCUGGAGCCCCAGGGCCAAAAGGCUCCACAGGUUCCCUAGGAUACCCAGGCAGACCAGGCUCUCAGGGUUACCCAGGGUCAAUGGGCUUGCGGGGGCCUUCAGGGGUCAAAGGGGACAUGGGUCCAAGAGGGUUCAAAGGUCACAAAGGGGAAGGCAGGCUAGGGCAGCCUGGGCCCACUGGACAACCAGGCAUCCAAGGCCCACACGGGAUUGAUGGAAUUGGCCUGCAGGGUCCUCCUGGAAUGCCGGGGAAAUCUGGCUCUCCAGGCACUCCAGGCAAACGAGGUGACCCAGGGCCAGCUGGAGUAUGUGACAUAUCCAUUUGCUACCAGGUCUACAAUCUCAGGAAUGAGCACUAGAGCAAAGGGCCAAACAUCUGA
Molecule: messenger RNA, 2769 nt
Organism: Electrophorus electricus (electric eel)
Lineage: Eukaryota; Metazoa; Chordata; Actinopteri; Gymnotiformes; Gymnotidae
Source: RefSeq, a predicted model, not a curated record